Molecule: messenger RNA, 576 nt
Organism: Talaromyces atroroseus
Lineage: Eukaryota; Fungi; Ascomycota; Eurotiomycetes; Eurotiales; Trichocomaceae
Exons: 1
Coding region: 1-576 (191 amino acids)
Source: RefSeq, a predicted model, not a curated record
AUGCCAGGAGUGACUGGCGAGCCGGCAGGCUUGACGCGCCAAUGCUCUCAUUCGAAUGAUCUCUCCACGCUGAGCCCCUCCUCUGCCCCAUCGGGUCAUAAGCCCUUCUCCUUCAUGCGGUCGUCGUCGUUCUCGUUCAACAAGUCGCAUUCGCAUGCCGAACCUCCCACCAUUCCGGAGUGCGAAAAAGAGCCUAUCUUCGACGAGAUUCGCGAUUGUGACGAAGCGCCCUAUCCGCAGACUCCUCAGCCUAGAAAGUCGCCUACCACCGGCGCGCUAGAUAUUAAACACAAGCCUGAGUACAAGAACUUCAACAACACUGCCAACAAUAACAGAUCGCUCUCAACGUCGCUGCCAUCCGUUGUCCCAUCCAAUCCGCCAAGCUCUCAGAGUAGUACAUCGCCGAUGCCAAUCCCACCGCACAGAAAUAAAUGGCUGAAUAAAUUGGACCCACGCUUCAAUGCCAAGUUAAUGGAGGAACGGCAGAAGACUAUUGAGCGACAGGAGAGAGAAAGAAGAAAAAAGCGAGAGGAUGAUCAGAUGAUUGAAGAUUUGUUAUCCAAGUGGGCGAACUAG